Lachancea mirantina is the source of this 660-nucleotide messenger RNA. The record is from the annotation of a GenBank genome assembly. NCBI's taxonomy places the organism in Eukaryota, Fungi, Ascomycota, Saccharomycetes, Saccharomycetales, Saccharomycetaceae.
AUGGCCCAAGAUAAAAACGUGCGUCCUGAAGUUCCUAAAGGAUGGAAGGCAGUCUUUGACGAAGAAUACAAGACGUGGUUCUACGUUGAUCUGUCAAGCGGGAAAUCACAGUGGGACGAGCCGAAGGGAACUACCUGGCCGCAGAGGUCCCAACAGUCACCUCCCCCACCAUCGUACCAGCAGUCUGAAGGCUCGCGCAACAGCGCUAAUCCCAUGGGGCAGCAACAAUCCUUCAGCAGGAAUGCCGGAUAUCCCCAGCAAGGCUACCCACAACAGGGCUAUCCACAGCCAGGAUACCCACAACCCGGAUAUCCUCAACCCGGUUAUCCACAGGGUGGGUAUCCGCAAGCUGGAUACCCUCCUCAGCCACAGUUUUACCCGCAGCAACCAUACGCGCAGCAACCGCAGCAGGCCCACCAGAACAACAACGGACGCGGUAAGUAUGGCGGUGCACUCGCGGGUGGUGCAAUCGGUGCUGGUGCGGGGCUUCUAGCCGGCACAAUGCUUACGUCUGCGAUGAUGCCCCAUGAGACAAUCAUUUACGAAAACGGCGGGCCUGGUGACUAUGGAGGAGGAGGUUACGAUGGAGGGUACGACGGUGGAUACGAUGGUGGGUAUGACGGUGGAUUCGAUGGUGGUGGAUUCGACGGUGGGUUUUAA